Molecule: messenger RNA, 3576 nt
Organism: Alnus glutinosa
Lineage: Eukaryota; Viridiplantae; Streptophyta; Magnoliopsida; Fagales; Betulaceae
Product: disease resistance protein RPV1-like
Exons: 10
Coding region: 16-3543 (1175 amino acids)
Biological process (GO): signal transduction; defense response
Molecular function (GO): ATP hydrolysis activity; protein binding; ADP binding
Source: RefSeq, a predicted model, not a curated record
UAGUCCGAGCUUAGUAUGUUUCCUAUGGCUUCCAUAACCAGUACUGAAACAUCUUCUUCUUCUUCUUUGCCUCGACCGAAGUACGAAUAUGAUGUUUUUCUCAGUUUUAGAGGCAAAGACACCCGCAACAACUUUGCGGACCAUCUGUACGCUGCUUUGGAUCGGAAAGGAAUUAAGACCUUUAGGGACGACGAAGAACUUGAUAGAGGAAAAUCCAUUCGGCCAGAGCUCCUGAAAGCCAUAGAAGAAUCGAGGUUUGCCGUCACCAUUCUCUCAAGAAACUAUGCGUCGUCGACGUGGUGCUUAGAUGAACUUGCAAAGAUUGUUGAGUGCAUGAAACAGACGAGGCUCACAGUUUUGCCUGUUUUCUACGGUGUGAAUCCCUCUGACAUACGCCAAGCUGGGAGGGGGAGUUUUGAGAAGGCCUUCGAACGUUUCAAGGAGAACAGAGAGAGGGUGCAAAGAUGGAUAGAUGCUUUGAGAGAAGUCGCCGAUUUAUCCGGAUGGCAUUUACAGGACAGGCCUGAGUCAACAAUUAUUGAAGAAAUUCUUGGGAAGAUACUUGGUCAAUUGAAUUCUAUACCUCCAUUUGUUUCCGAUGAUCUUGUUGGAAUAGACUCUCGGGUAGAGGAACUGACGAAUUUAUAUUUAGGAAUAGGGGUGGAUGAUGUUCGCUUUGUAGGGAUAUGUGGUAUGGGUGGAAUUGGUAAAACAACUCUUGCACGUGCAGUUUACGAAAGAAUUGCUUGUCAAUUUGAAGCUAAUUGCUUUCUUGCCAAUGUUAGAGAAGAAGCAGGAAAAUGUGGUCUUGUUGCUUUACAAAAACAACUUCUUUCCAAUACUAUCCAGACAAAAAGCAGUAUUAAUAUAUGGGAUGUUUACAAGGGAGCUAAUGUGAUUAGAAACCGACUAUGUUCUAAAAGAGUUCUUAUCAUUCUUGAUGAUGUGGAUCAAUGUGAACAAUUACGUGCAUUAGUAGAAAAGCGUUGCUGGUUUGGUCGAGGGAGCAGAAUCAUCAUAACAACAAGAGAUAAGCGUGUGUUGAUUGAACACAAUGUGGCUGAAGAUGAUAUAUACGAGGCUAAAAAAUUGAAUUACGAUGAAGCACUCCAAGUCUUUAGUCGGAAAGCCUUCAAGGAAGACCACCCUGCUAAAGAUUUUGUGGAGCUGUCCAAGAAGUUUUUAAAUUACACUAAAGGCCUUCCUUUAGCCCUAGAAGUUUUGGGUUCAUCCCUGUAUCUUAGAAGUGUAGAUGUAUGGGAAAGUAUGCUAAGUAAACUAAAGGAAAUCCCUGAUGAGAAAAUCCACGAUAAACUUCAAAUAAGUUUUGAUGGACUCCCAGAAGUAGAGAAAAAAAUAUUUUUAGAUAUUGCUUGUUUCUUCAAAUGGGAGGACAAAAAUCGUGUGGAAGAUGUCCUAGAAAGUUGUGGUUACCACCCAAAAAUCGGUAUAGAUAAUCUGAUUAAUAAGUCACUUAUAACCAUCUUCGGAAAAAAAUUGUGGUUGCAUGAUUUGUUAGAAGAAAUGGGUCGGGAGAUUGUUCGGCGUGAAUCUUUUGAAGAGCCUGGCAGACGUAGUAGACUGUGGUUUUGGGAAGACAUCCUUCAUGUGCUGAAGAAUAAUACAGGAACAGAAAGAGUUGAAGGCAUAGCCCUAGACUCUGCUGAUGCUCCAAAGGAAGGAAUACAAUUGAAUGCUGAAGCCUUCUCGAAGCUACCAAACUUAAGAUUUCUCAAAAUUCAUAAUACUGUGCACCUUUGUCAAGGUCUUACUUAUCUUCCUAACAAGUUGCGGGCUAUUGAUUGGCCUGGAUAUCCUUUAAAGUCUUUGCCAAUGAGUUUCUCACCUGAUAAACUCGUUGAACUCAAUAUGCCUUGUAGCUACAUUAAAGAAAUAUGGAAGGGAAAUAAGAAGAGUUUACCCAAGUUAAAAAUCCUUGACCUUAGUGACUCUCCAAACUUGAUCAAGACUCCAGACUUCACUGAAGCGCCAAAUCUUGAGAAGCUGAUUCUUUCUGGGUGUUUCAAGCUCAAGAAGUUUCCAGAAAUUGUGGAAAACAUGAAAUGUUUGAAGAAACUUAAAUUGGAUUGCCCUGACAUAAAAAAACUUCCAUUAUCAAUUGGGCGUUUAUGUGGCCUUACUAUACUGGAUCUAGGAAACUGCCACAGACUUUUGACUCUUCCAAGUGUCAUUUGUAAUUUGACCUCUCUCCAAAAUCUCACUCUAUACGGUUGCUCAAAACUUGAUAAAAUGCCAGAGGACCUUGGGAACUUGAAACGACUGAAAGUACUUAAUGUUGGUAGAACGGCUAUAAGACAAGUACCAUCCUCCAUUCAAAAAUUGAAGAACCUUAAAGAUUUAUGCUUCGGUGGAUGUAAAGGUCUUUUGGUGCAUCCUACUUCAUUCUUAGGUUUAUGCCAUUUGACAACAUUAGAUUUGAGUUAUUGCGAUUUACCGGAUGGAGCAAUUCCCAAUGAUCUCAGCAGCAUGUCGUCGUUGCAAAUUCUAGAUUUACGUGGAAACAAUAUUGAGCACAUACCUGAGAGCAUCUCUCAACUUUCUAAGCUUAAAAUAAUUUUAUUGAGAGAUUGUAGCAGGUUUCGAUCAUUGCCAAAACUUCCACCAAAUGUAGUAUAUGUACAGGCUGAUGAUAGAACCUCAUUGAAAACGCUUUGUAAGGAAAUGUUUGGACGGAAUACAGAAGGACAACACCUGUCGGAAGUCAUUCGUCAUCUUUCCAAACUAAAGUCUGAGAUGCGGGAAACACAUUAUAGGGAAACUGAUGCACUGAUAUCAGCAGUUAUUCGCCAUCUUUCCAGACUAAAGUCUGAGAUGCGGGUAACACUUUUAAGUGGAAUUGAGGCACUGAUACCAAUUCUCCUCUCGGUAGUCAUUCGUUAUCUUUCCAGACUUAAGUUUGCGAUGCAGGAAGCACGUUCUGGGGAAAUUGAUGCACCGAUUUCAGAAAGAUACCUCGAAGCAAUCAUUCGUCAUCUUUCCAGACUACAGUCUUGGAUGCGGGAAACACGUCCUUGGGAAACUGAUGCACUGAUAUCAGCAGUCAUUCGUCAUCUUUCCAGACUAAAGUCCAAGAUGCCGGAAACACAUUCUACGGAAACUGCACUGAUAUCAGAGGCCAUUCAUGAUCUUUCCACACUAAACUAUGCGGCCUCUGCGGUGCGGGAAAAGCAAUCUAGAGUAACUUUUAUGUUAAUUUACAUACUAAUUCGAUUUGCUUGCAAUACAUUAGGGUUUUGGUCAAGUCUAAGGGCUAUCAACAAAUUUAAGAAUUUUUUUUUAAGAUUAAUCAUUGAAUAUUUAGGGUUCAUAUGUCAAAAAAAAAAUUCAUGGUUGAUCAUAAAGAGUUGUGAUUGGUGCGCAACACAAUUGCUCAACAAUUGCACAACACAAGAUAUAUGGGGUGGGACCCAUGUGGUGGGUUCCACUCACACGAGUCUCUUGUUUCGUGGAAGUGCCAUUUUUUGUUUAAGUGUUUGGACAUUGUGUCAUGCAAAAAUAUUUUUCGAUCAUAAAAAGAAGUAGUUAGAUAAAAAGAACUAAUUAGAGCUGUGCAAG